Molecule: messenger RNA, 1029 nt
Organism: Astyanax mexicanus (Mexican tetra)
Lineage: Eukaryota; Metazoa; Chordata; Actinopteri; Characiformes; Acestrorhamphidae
Exons: 12
Coding region: 35-784 (249 amino acids)
Source: RefSeq, a predicted model, not a curated record
CUUUAUCUUCCUAAGGUGAGCUCAGUGAUUCAGAAUGUGGACUCCUCAGGCUGCAGUUCCUCUCCUGCUUUUAGUGAUGAUCCCUGUUCCUGGGGAAAGUGUGAAGUUCCCCAUGCUCCUAGAGACAAUAUCUGACUGUGUUACGACUCAGUGCUCCAUGAAGAUUCAGGCCUGUGAGAAACUCCAUGGAGAGGCUCCAACCCCCCAGCUGAAAGGCUGUGUUGCUAAAAGCUGCAGAGAAACCAUGAUUGGCUGUAUGGACUGGAUUCCCAAGGCCGUUUUGGCUGCACGGCUGAGCCAGACCCAGGUGCUGCCCCGAGAAUACAUGAAAAAUAUACUUGACACAACAAUCGAGGCGGUUGUAGAUUCAUAUCUCUACUGCUUUAGAUCCACAGACCUUCAGAAUUCCACCCAGUCAAUGGAGUGCCUUCUGGGAAAUGUGCUGGAUAGAGUCGAGCCAUAUAUCAAAUUGUGGUUGGGCAUCCUCGGGUUCCCCGAUACAGAUUUGCUGAUGUGUUUUGUGAGGAAAUGGAUCAGCUCAAUAGCCAGCUGCAUGAAUGACAUAGAUAAGGACUACCAUUCUCAGCUGGUGGAAAACAUACAGAGGGAAAUGGAUUUUAAUCCAUACGAUUACAUAUCCUGUGCGGCAGUGUCAUUUCGUCAGAAGGAGUGUUUCCCGAUGUUUUCGCGAAUUUACGGUUCUACUCCAGCUCUGGAAACUCAAUCAAAAGGGCUUUUCGUCUGCGUUAUGAAUGGGCUGGUGGUAUCAGCAGCAGCAUGCUAACAUGGAAGUGUCAUGAAUAAAAAAACAGUUUCCACCUCUUAACCUAAGAUAAUGAAAGCUUAUCCCCACCAAUUAGCAUGGCGCUAUCCGAACGAAUAGAUUGAAUUAUGUGGCUUCUGACACCUUUUCUUACUUUGUAUGUAGUUAUUCCUCAAUCUCUGAAAAGAGGAUUGUGCUUCUUUAUUGGCUAUCCACCUUUUAAAUGAUGUUACUGUGAUUUCAAAAUUUUCAUUUUAAUGUUCUAC